AUGAGUGGCUCUGAUGCUCCGUCUCAUAACAUCUUCUUUUACGGCAGCAUUCUUGAACCAGCCGUCGCUGCCGUGAUCCUUGACCGCCCUGCUGAUACAGUUCCCGCCCUUCUCCACGGCUAUCACAGGUAUAAACUCAAAGAGCGUCCGUAUCCAUGUAUUGUCCCCUUUGAGUCUGGAAAAGUCAACGGGAAGGUAAUAAGGGGAGUAUCUGAUGCUGAGCUACAAAAAUUCGAUAUGAUUGAAGGUAGUGAGUAUGAGAGAGUAACAGUUGAAGUUGAAAGGAUGGACAAUUCAGAGACGAUGAAAGUGGAAACUUAUGUUUGGGUUAACAAAGAUGAUCCUAGUAUGUAUGGAGAAUGGGAUUAUGAGGAAUGGAGAGUGGUUCAUGCGGAUAAAUUCGUGGAGACGUUUAGGAAAUUGUUGGAAUGGAACAAGAAUCCAGAUGGGAAGAGAAGAGAGGAUAUUGUGGAAUCAAGGAAAAAGAAGAUGAGUAGUUCUGAUCAAUCCUCGUCGCACAACGUCUUUGUCUACGGCAGUUUUCAAGAACCAGCCGUCGUGGGUUUGAUUCUUGAAUGCACUCCUGUCAUCGUCUCUGCUCAACUCCACGGAUUUCACAGGUAUAGACUCAAAGGGCGUUUGCAUCCUUGUAUUGCUCCUCUUGAGACCGGAGUCAUCAACGGCAAGGUACUAACUGGAUUAACAGAUGGUCAGCUAGAGAAUUUAGAUAUGAUUGAAGGAGAUGAGUACGUGAGGAAACCUGUUGAAGUUGUAUUGAGUGAAACAUCAGAGAAGAUGCAAGUGGAAGGCUUUAUAUGGGCUAACAAGGAUGAUCCUGACAUGUAUGGAGAAUGGGAUUUCGAGGAAUGGAAGAAGCUUCACAUGGAGAAGUUCAUAGAGGCCUCAGAGAAGUUCAUCGAAUGGAAGAAGAAUCCAGAUGGGAGAUCAAGGGAAGAGUUUGCUAAAUUUGUAAACGAAGAUCCUUGA
This is a messenger RNA of Eruca vesicaria subsp. sativa (arugula), 987 nucleotides long. The record is from the annotation of a GenBank genome assembly. NCBI's taxonomy places the organism in Eukaryota, Viridiplantae, Streptophyta, Magnoliopsida, Brassicales, Brassicaceae.